GAAGGCUGGCAGUCCGUAACUCACGCAGCUGGAGGAGAGACGUAGAGACUGGCGCAGGGAGACAAACAGACAGACAGACAGACAGACAGGGAGGAGAUUUUAAGACCAAUAGGAUUUUGAAAGCUGGCGGAAGAAGCAGCGCCUCCUUCAGUAUGCAGGCGCCCUUCCUUCUCACCCUCAUUGCCCUCCUGGCGGGGAGUUCGGCGGGCGUCCUGGAUUCCCCCUCAGAACUUGAGACAGAGGCCCCAAGGCCUGGGAGCGAGGACCUCAGGGAUACAGUCGCGUCACUCCUGCAGGGGAUGGCUGACGACGGGAGUGUGAUGGCCAAGCUGAGGUCUGGUCUCCUGCCGGUCGUCAUAAAGAGUCUCCCGGAUCCUAAAGGCGUGGCGGCGUCCUUGGGUCUUCACGAGGACUUCCUGAAGCCCGUGCGGAGGAUUCUGGAAGGGAUGAAGGACCUGCAGAAGUCGCCGAAGGGGAAGGAUGAGGCGUCCCAGAAUGCAAUUGAUGGGGGUGUUAAUGAUAAGUUCCUGGGAGUGGUGAGGGAUGCCCUGCGGGAGGAGCUGGGUGGCCUGCAGGUGCUGUCUAGCCUGGAGGGCGCUGCGGGGCAGGAGAGCGCUGUGGGGCUUCCUGAGGCGCUGAGCCAGACGUCCGCCAGCGUGUGGAUGCUGAUCAAGACCACGUGGGCGCGCGUGCUGUCCUACGUGAGGGAGGAGCACGCCCUGGAGUCCUUCCUGCAGCUGACGCCCGUCAGGAUCCUGGACCGCGCCAUCAGUCUGGGAGACGACCUCAGCCUCAUUUCCUUCCUGGCCAAGAAGCUGGACCAGGACUUCGCCGAGUACAUCUCGCGCACCGUCACGCCGCACCUCGGGCCGCUCAGGGACCUGGACACCUUCUACAACUUCACGCGGCAGCAGGGCGCAGGCGGCCUUCUGGACUACCUCAACUCGCCGCGCCUCCGCAACACGAUGGCCGCCAUGGCGCGCUUCGUCAACGCCUACUUCGACGACUCCUUCGACGACCGCGUGGCGGACGAGUACAUCUCCUUCAUCUCCUUCAACAACCCCGAGCUGCGGGACUUCUACAGGUCGCUGCUGCAGGGCGGCGCCGAGCAGGCCGGCAGGGGCAGGGAGAAGAGGGACGAGUUCAACAGACGCGCCGCGGCCUACAAGUUCAACGGCUACGACUUCCAGGCAGACCCCGCCCAGGAGACCAGCCGCCAGCUGCACCGGGACGGUGGCGGCUAUGGCGGCGGCGGCCACAGCGAUGGAUACGGCGGCGGCGGCCACGGUGACGGGUAUGGUGGCGGCGACAGUUAUGGUGGCGGCCACAGCGACGGCUAUGGCGGUGGCGGCUACGGCAGCAGUCACGGCAGCAGCGGGUAUGGAGGCGGGUACGGCGGCGGCUAUGGCGGCCACAGCACCAUGAUGAUCGACCCCGCCGUGGUGCUGAGCUCCGUGGCGCUGGGCGCGCUGCUGGGCUUCCUGCUCUUCAGGCUCAUCAGGGGCACGGCGCGGGGCAGGAGAGACAUCGGCGACGGCUCGCUCUCCCUCUGGCAGUCCGAUCUUCCCUUCGGCGGCGGCGAUGCUGCCCGCGCCGUGCGUGCAAUGCGGUCAGCCCGCGCCGCACCUGCAGGCCACGAGGGUCUGGCGCUGGACCCCGCCCUCCGCGGUGACGUGUGGUCGUCGGCGCCGCUGGUGGACGGUGAGACCCUCGACGGGCCUACCGCUGGACGAGGACGACGUGGCGGACCACCUCAACCAGCUGUGGCGGGCACACCGCGGCAACGACUCGUCCACCUGCGUGAGGAGCCGCCUAUGCAGCCAGCUGGUGGGGCCCGGGGCCGCGCACGCCGGCCUGGCGCUGCUGCUGUCCUCCACCGGCGGCCUGCUGGGUGUGGCGGAGUCAGGCCAGCUGCUGGACGACGUGGCAGGCAACCUGGCGAGCGGCCACACUUACUCCUGCCCCGCGCCGCCCACCGCCUGCUUCGCGCCCUUGUAACACCGCUCACCACCCUCCCCACCCUCAACACCCACCCACCCACCCACACACAUCCACCCCAACCAACAGCAUCCCCUCACACACACACACACACACACACACACACACACACACACACACACACACACACAAACAAACAACAUCACCCCGUCGCACACACACACACACACACACACACACACACACACCCUGAGCGGCAGGCCACAAGUCUCCACGCCACAGCCAACAAACCUCGAACCACAGACAAGUGGCGGGUGGGAGUGUGGAGGUGGUCUACCGCGGCACCUGUCCCACCCCUCCCCCACCCCUCCCUCACCUCCCCAGCGUGUUCCCCCGUCACAGGCAGCCGCUCACCUGGACAAUCAUGAUGGCGUGAGGGACUCGGAACAUACCUUGCUAUUUAUUCACCUAUUUAUUUUAGUAGUAAUUGAUGCUAAUGUGUAGUGUACCUGUGUCUCGGUGUUUACACUUACACACACACACACACACACACACACACACACACACACACACACACACACGUACAAAUGUUGUGUUCAUGUGUACCUAUAUUUUUGUUUGUAAAAGAAUGAAAAUAAA
Scylla paramamosain (green mud crab) is the source of this 2577-nucleotide messenger RNA. RefSeq lists its product as uncharacterized. NCBI's taxonomy places the organism in Eukaryota, Metazoa, Arthropoda, Malacostraca, Decapoda, Portunidae. The record is from RefSeq and is a predicted model, not a curated record. The transcript has 3 exons. The coding region runs from base 153 to 2366 and encodes 737 amino acids.